Ostrea edulis (European flat oyster) is the source of this 2664-nucleotide messenger RNA. RefSeq lists its product as uncharacterized. NCBI's taxonomy places the organism in Eukaryota, Metazoa, Mollusca, Bivalvia, Ostreida, Ostreidae. The transcript is spliced from 4 exons. The record is from RefSeq and is a predicted model, not a curated record. Bases 176 to 589 code for a protein of 137 amino acids.
GUACUAAAAAGAAACUAGGAAUGUCACAGACAGAAACAUUACAACAAAUGAUAAGUAACGGACACAGGCACUCAUUGAAUAUUAUAUUUACAGGAAGACAAUUUUUUAUUAUAGAUAUUUAAAACGUCGAGUGCCUGUGGUAACGGAGCACCAAGCCUUGUUCACCCACGACAAAAUGGGGAAGAGUCGGGAUUUUUUGCCACAGACAAUCUUGGUGUUUUCCAUAUACAGUGCGUGUUUAAUCUGCAGUAGUGACGCUUUGGGAGAAGCAUGCGGCAGUAACUUACUGGGGACUCAGCUGUACUGUGGGUCCCAGUAUCAUUGCUGUGACACAGUAACACAGAGCUGUUGUGCGGACGGAUACGUCUGCACGGGAACAAUCUGCAUCAGCAUUGUUGCGAUUGUCUUACCUUGUGUCAUCGCCAUAGUCGUAAUUGUUGCUAUUAUCUCCACCAUUAUCAUCGUCAAGAACAGUAAGGUUCGUAAAGGGAAAGUGAUUAGUCCAGAACCACCAAAGCCUCCGUCCUACGCCGACGCCAUGAAGGAAAAAGCCACGUCAACCAGUGUAUCGGAUCAUAACGGAGAGUAACACCGGAUACGGAAAACCGGAUCCAAUCCCAUCAAAAAGCAUUUGGGAGGGGGCUGUGCUAUUUUAUCUUGUAUAUCAUUCAUUUGUUACGAGACUAUGUUACUUAGGUAUCACUAGCUCUCUCCACUCCAGGAGACACAUAUGGUCGCAACACUCUCCAAACCACUCUGUCUCUUGCAACCAUCUUGACCUCAUUCCAACUUCUCCAUCCUACACUCCUUUCUGCUUCCACUGUCCUUCUCUGGGUUAUUGUCAAUCUCCCGCUGUGCCCUUUUCUUUAAUGGUGUACACCCUAGCGCCGUCUCACAGUCAUUGUUAUCUUCCCUCCGUAGUAUAUGUCCUAUCAUCAGAUAAUGUAUUUGCAUCACAACCGUUUUAAUGCGUGACAUUUGUCAGAAAUGAUAAAAUGUCCAUGUUCUAGUUGUCAUUUAUUUCUUUUACUGAUCAUAAGAUUGAAAAUCACCCUAAUGCCGAAUGAUUAUUUACAUUUCAGUAAAAAUAUAUGUACAAUCAAUGGAAAAACAUAACCCAAAAAUUGAAAUAAAAUAAACCAUUUUAUUUUCUGGGUUGGUUUUUUUUUUUGGGGGGGGGGUUGUUAUUGAUACAAUUUAUUAAUGACUGGUUUACAUAGCUGCAUGUUUGAUCAAAUGACAGAAAGUCCCAUGUAAACGCAGCAAAGUCCUACUUCAUUUGAUGCGUCCAAAACACGACUUUGAAAAUGCUGUAUUUACUUUGAAUUCUCUAUUAUUUGGUCAAACAGCAAUGUAAAUUGGUCAUUGAUACAUGAAAGGUUGUGGUAGAUACGGGUUUUUAGCAAUUUUAAAACAUUUACAAAUAGUUUUAAAACAUUUUAUAACAAUUUUUUUGGGGUAUCCUACACUGUAUCACAACAGCAGGGUGAUGGUAGGGACCAAGGCUCAAAUAUACAAGCACAUCAAAAUGAUAAUUUUUUCCCUCAAUGACUCGAGCGAAGAAGGCAUGCGCAGAUGAAGCGGUUCAGAAUUUAUUGAUGACUGACUGAGGAAAGAGUAAGCCCAGUAAGAGGAUGUGUUAACCUAUUAUACUGCGUAAUAUAUCAAUGAUCAAGGCAAUCUGUUGAACAAGGCAAUCUAUUGAACAAGGCACUCUGUUGAACAAUGCAAUGAGUGACAGAGGCAAGUAAUGAUAAACGUCAGCUUUUAGAUCCUAUGGCACUACCGAUCCCCUUAUCAAACUUUAUAACAAUUUCCAACACAAACCAUUAGACAGCGAUAUACCUGGGCGAUAGCAGGAGUCGGACACGGGAGGCAUGACCAAGCUACAUCCACAUGGAUGUCCACUCUCAAAGAGAAUAUAGGUGAUGUACAAUACCUCCUCGGCUCCUGGCCGUGGUUUCCGCUUCUGUCUGAAUACCGGGUAUUUAGCUACAUGCGCAAACACAUGUAUCACAUGGAACUGAGGAUGCAACGACUAUUCAAUGCACAGGCACUUCUAUCGCUUGAGACCUAAUUACUAUAUAUAAGAAUACUCUUAUAUAUAGUAAUUAGACCUCAAGCGAUAUAAGUGCCUGUGAUUCAAUGGGCCAACUUUUGUUGUCAGACACUGGUACUUUGAUUUUUGUUGUCAGACACUGGUACUUUGAUUAUUGUUGUCAGACACUGGUACUUUGAUUAUUGUUGUCAGACACUGGUACUUUGAUUAUUGUUGUCAGACACUGGUAAGUCUUGUUCUCGUGGAAGGAGCCAUUCCAGCAAGUCGGACAAAAUUAAAAUUUGCAACAUAUUAUACCUUUCUGUGACCUUAACCUUCACAUGUGACCUUGUAAACCUACAGAAAUAUACUACGCAUAUACAUGUAUCCACUUGCAUUUUCACUGGGUCAAUGUGAUAUCCGUAACUGGAGUUACGAGAACAUCCCUAGGUGGAUGACACUGACAUGGCUGAACAUUAUUACUAUUGUUAAGGUGGAUGACACUGACAUGGCUGAACAUUAUUACCAUUGUUAAUUUCGUAGCAAUAAAGGAUUAUUUUUUUGUGUUUCGUGCUUUAAAUAAUUGAUGUGCUACUAGAUAAAAAAAAUAAACUACAGAGACAUUG